AUGAUGAUGUACGAGGGAGAUCUGAGAAGAUGUCGUCGCUGCAAGAGAAAGAGAAUGGACGAUGAGCCUCCAGAGGUCCAACAGUACAAGACCUGUGCCAAAUGUAGAAUUAUCGAGCGCACCAAAAAGAAGCUGAGAAAGCCUUUGGCUGAGGAGACCAUGAGAUAUGGUAUGCGCCAAUUUCAAGAACAGAAUCAAAAUGCCAAUUUCAUUCACGACGAUGUUUUUACAGCUGAUCAGAUUUUAUCGGACAUGCAAGCUAACAGGGAUGCCGGCUUGGUUAACCCACUGAAGCAGCUGUACAACACACAGUUCUCGGUAUACAAACAACCUAACGCCAACGCGCUGGGAUAUAACCAACAGCAAUACGGGCUGCAAGGAAUCAGUCUGGGAAUGGGCGCCGCAUCACCAAAUUACAAUUAUGCACAGAACUACUCGUACAACGGUGGCCAACUGGGCAUGAGUCCAGGGUAUCCUGGUGCAUCAGUAGGGCUGUCUGCCUAUCAACUGCCGCUGAUGGGGAAUGCAUCGCCUUACAUCAACAAUCCGGUAGCUAUCGCGAAUGCUGCUACAGCAGGUGGCCUUUCUUCUGUUGGUGUUCCCACUGCUCCAACCAUGCAGACUAAUGGCAGAAACCUACAACAGGUAGGUUCCACCUCGACAGCAACUGCGGCCCAAAUCGCAGCAGCAGCCAUUAAUCGGCCUGAUGCUCUGAUCGGUCAGCCUAUGGGAUUCAAGCUGCAACAACAGUACUAUCGACACUAUCAACAAAAGCAAGGAGACAGAAGCAGAAUAACAGUGCCGACUUCUUGCGAGCUAUGUUCCCAACCCUUGGACUUGGAUGACAGCGUAAGUGCAAUUUACAGAUUAUGUAACACGUGUUACUCAAAUCCCUACAGCCGUCCUCAUGUUUACAGCGACUUUAAUGAUUUUCUUCUAGCAAUGGGCAGCGAUACCGCGGAAGGCUCCUUCACCUAUAUCUCCGAGCUCGCAUCUUACCUAGUGGAAUCACUCAAUUCCAAUAAGCCAAUAACUUCGGAGCAACAGUUUCGUAAAACGAUGCUAGACAGUUUCCGUCUGAUUUACUUGGAUCCGCUAUUCGCUUCCUUAUCACCAGCCAAGCUUACUCAAACUAGCAAUAAUAUCUCGGAAUUGAAUAACACUGUUCCCAUAGUGUCAAAGGUCAGUCAACAAAAUCAUUACUUAUUAACACCUCCACUCAAACAGACAUUUGCAACAGCGGAUAACGGCAUCAACAUUGAACUUAUGUUUGUAACGGAGACAAACUUAAUAAUCAUCAAGAAGGUGGCGAAGGCAGCUCCUUCUGAGUUUACUGAUGAUUUCCUCAAGGAUCUUGAUAGCAAGAUGCACGAAAGGGGCUUAACGUUUGAUGAUGAAGCAUCAAAGGUUUAUACUGAUCUUGGGCUCGUCGUUGACGCGGAACACUUUGCUAAGAACUUCAAGACAUUUGAGAAACAAAUCGCGGAGCUUUCCGGACCUCAAACAGUGAAAAGUAACUCUUCACAGAACGGUAAUGGUGAUAGGAAGGCCAAUGAGAGCGAACAGAGUGAUAAGGAAAGUAAUGAAAGUGAUCAGACUCAAGCCACGGGAUCUGUUGACUCGUACAAAGAAAACAGUGAAGGGCACAAAGGUGAGCCAAAUGGAACAGAGGCCCUGGUAGAGGGUGCUGAUCCUAAAGAGGUUGAUCCAGCAUUCGCUGCUUAA
Molecule: messenger RNA, 1725 nt
Organism: Candidozyma haemuli
Lineage: Eukaryota; Fungi; Ascomycota; Pichiomycetes; Serinales; Metschnikowiaceae
Exons: 1
Coding region: 1-1725 (574 amino acids)
Source: RefSeq, a predicted model, not a curated record